Messenger RNA from Notothenia coriiceps (black rockcod), 368 nucleotides. RefSeq names its product nucleotide binding protein-like (gene nubpl). The transcript is spliced from 5 exons. NCBI's taxonomy places the organism in Eukaryota, Metazoa, Chordata, Actinopteri, Perciformes, Nototheniidae. Gene Ontology annotation, biological process: iron-sulfur cluster assembly; mitochondrial respiratory chain complex I assembly. Gene Ontology annotation, cellular component: mitochondrion. The record is from RefSeq and is a predicted model, not a curated record. Gene Ontology annotation, molecular function: 4 iron, 4 sulfur cluster binding; ATP binding. The annotation marks the transcript as partial.
CAGUGAAUCUGGCUCUUGGGUUAAUGGCCAACGACCCGUUGAAGUCGGUGGGUCUGUUAGACGCAGACGUUUACGGUCCAUCGAUUCCCAAACUGAUGAACCUGAAGGGAAACCCGGAGCUCAAUGACAACAACCUGAUGCUUCCUCUCACAAACUACGGGGUUCCUUGCAUGUCGAUGGGCUUCCUGGUGGACGAUGUGGCUCCGAUCGUCUGGAGGGGUUUGAUGGUGAUGUCAGCGAUAGAGAGACUCAUCAGACAGGUUGACUGGGGGUCAUUGGACUAUCUUGUGGUCGACAUGCCUCCUGGGACAGGGGACGUCCAUCUGUCAAUCUCCCAAAACAUCCCAAUAGCAGGUCAGUCUCACACA